CCACCACCUCCACCGCCUCUCUCUCUCUCUCUCUCUAAACUCUGUCGGCGGUCCACACAGAAUUUCCAUUUGCAGGUCGGCCCGCAGGGAAUUGAAGAAGCUAAGAUAUAUACUGUGCAAUAAUGGUACUACUGUGUAACUGGUUUCCAUUCGCGGCGGCGAUCGUAGUUGCCGGUGGGAUGCUGCUUAUUUCUGCGGAUGCUUACAAGAAUUACACCGUCGGCGACUCCUCCGGCUGGAACGACGCCAACUCUUCUGUCGACUACCGGAAAUGGACUUCCGGCAAGACCUUCUCCCUCGGCGAUUUCCUCAUUUUCAAUAUUACCGAUACCAACCACUCGGUAAUCCAGACGUACAAUGAGACCACAUAUGAACGGUGUGACGAUGAGGAUGACGAAAGCUCCAUCCAGUGGUCAUCCACAGACCCGUCCUCCACCUCCCCACACCCGGCCUCGGUGGCGGUGCCACUUACGAAGGUCGGGGUGACGUAUUUCCUCUCUGCCGACUAUGACGGAGAACAGUGCAAGAACGGGCAACGUUUGAUGGUCAAUGUCACAUAUGGUCAAGGCUUGCCACCUAGCCUGAAAUCUCCCGAUAAAUCACCAGCCCCGGCAAGCCCACAGUCCGGCGAUGACAAUGCCGUCCCAGAAACGUUGGUGCCCGCUAAUUUCGAUCAUCCUCGCGACGUGGGCGACGAGGAUACUGACCGGCAGUCUAGUUCGGGUUGUUUGGGCAGUUUUGCUGGAGUUUUUGGGUCAAAUGGGAUCUUUUUACUUGUCUUGAGCCUAUCCUGCAUUAUUUGACCAUUGUUCUUUUCUUUUUUAAGAGAUGAGUUAUUCAUAUAUUAAUGUGAACUAUGUACUCUAAUAUUUUGUCAUAAUAUACACAAGGCUUGUACUUUGAGAUGUUAAUGUUACUCUUUCUCAAUGGCACUACCUUCUACAGAAGGGCUUUCUUACGAAGUAUUCUCCAUUAUUGAUAGAAUUUAUUUUUAACUCAAUUCUUUUAAAAAUUAAAAUAAAAUACCGAGUACAAU
Molecule: messenger RNA, 1036 nt
Organism: Cuscuta campestris
Lineage: Eukaryota; Viridiplantae; Streptophyta; Magnoliopsida; Solanales; Convolvulaceae
Source: the annotation of a GenBank genome assembly